Molecule: messenger RNA, 2621 nt
Organism: Musa acuminata subsp. malaccensis (wild Malaysian banana)
Lineage: Eukaryota; Viridiplantae; Streptophyta; Magnoliopsida; Zingiberales; Musaceae
Source: RefSeq, a predicted model, not a curated record
UGGAUUGAUUCUUAGGUUAUCAUUUUCCGGGAAAGAUCAGCAACUUGAUCCGAGAUUGUUUGAGGGAGUUUAUUGCAGGACAUCAUGGGGAGGAAGUGCUGCGCUCUUCUGUUGACGGAUGAUGUUGCGUUGCCCCUCGACGCGAUCCUGUCUGCUGUGCGGGAUGCGGGAGCCGAAGCAGUCCCGGAAGACGAUGUCGUCGUUAUCACCCACUGCGAAUCGCUUGAAGGGAAAUUGCCAAUUAUGACUGCAUCUUUCGAUGUGGUCGUCACUGCCUGGAACAAACCCGAGCUUGUUGGAGAGCAGUGGCUUCGCGAGAUUGGUCGAGUGCUAAAACCCGGUGGCGAACUCAUUUUACGAUCUAUUCUGUCUCCUGGUAUGCUGGAAAAGCCAAGCUCCACGAUGGAGUUGAAGUUGCUUAUGCAAGGUUUUCUGGAUGUGCAAUCACUGGAAAUGAAACCUUUCUCAUCAGCUGGAAAUGUUCAGUCCAUUACAAUCAAGGGUAAGAAGGCUUCUUGGACAGCAGGUUCAUCUUUUCCCUUAAAGAAAGCAACGAGUAUGGUACCCAAAAUUAAGAUUGAUGAUGAAUCAGAUCUGAUCGAUGAAGACAGCCUCCUGACCGAGGAAGACCUGAAAAAACCACAGCUGCCUGCCUUUGGAGACUGUGAGGUUGGAAGCACAAGGAAGGCUUGCAAGAACUGCACUUGUGGAAGGGCUCAAGAAGAGGAGAAAUUGCAGAAAGUGGGAUUAACCACAGAGCAGACGAAUAAUCCUCAGUCCGCUUGUGGCAGUUGCGGACUCGGGGAUGCAUUCAGGUGUGGUGGAUGCCCUUACAGAGGCCUUCCCCCCUUCAAAUUGGGCGAAAAGGUUUCCUUACCUGGAAAUUUCCUUGUUGCUGAUAUAUGAUUUGUGUGAAGACCCAGCAAGCAUCAGAUCGUUCACUUGACAACGUUACAUCGAGGAAUCCUCCCUCCUUUAUCUUCUGGGUAUUUUUUUUCAUGAGGAAUUUGGUUCCCUUGUAUUAUUAUUACUCUAAAGCUUCUGCAACCACAAUUUCGACGGUCUCCAUCGUCUUCAUCUUUUCAUUCCACUUUAUUGUGUGAGUCCUCAAAAUCGUGUGCCAGCUACUUUCUCAUUUCCACACCUGGGAGUGAAGGAUUAGUAACCAUGCCGCUUGCCUUUCCUCUUAUUGUUUAUUUCCUAUUGACUAAGACACGGAUGCGAUGAACGCAUCCACCUUCUCGUUCAUGCUCCUCGACAAAAACUUCAUGCAUAUGGGCGGCUUCACCUUGGCCAGCGCGAGCACCGACUGCGGAAGAGUCCAUAUCCCGUCGCCGCAGAUCAACCCCGAGGCCACCGCCGGCCCGAACGCUUCCGCCUUCGCCUUGUCCGUCCUCUCCCAGAUGAACAACAUCAAGCUGCCUACACACAUGUCGAUGGCAAAGGCAGACCCCAAGUAGAACGGUAUCGCGAUGGCCAUCGGCAGCGGUAUGAACCUCGCCGCCUUCUUCCCCACGACGUCCCUCGAUGCGUUGACGAGGACGGCGGCGAGGAAGAACACGUAGCAGAGGACGAGGCAGUGCUUCGGCAGCGACGAGAAGCCCUCCACCCCGAGUAUCGCCAUGUUGCGGUAGACGAGAGCAUUGGGCGAUGGGUACUCUGUUCCCGGGACGCCGAUGUCUUCGAAAGCCUUCAAGAACAACCAGAAGACGGACGGAGCAAUGACGCAUCCCAUGGCAGUGCCGAUCACCUGGCUGACGAACAUGGACCUCGGCGAGGCCAGAGUCAAGUACCCGGUCUUGAAGUCCUGCAUGAGGUCGGAAGCGGUGGACACGAUGCUCAUCAUGACACCGCAAGCAGCGAGGCCCGCGAGAACGCCGCCGCGGGAGGCCCCAGCCCACGCGCCGAUGGUGAAGAUGGCUAGCUUGCCGUAGGUCGAAGCAAGAGACCAGUCGGUAAGGCCAGCGCCGUAGGCGUUGCAGAACGCCAGCACCGGCGCGAACACGUAGGCCACCAGCACGUAGUACCACCGCAGCUGCGGAAUGAUGUGGGGAAGCGUAGCAGUUGAUACGGCAGCAACGACAAGAUAACCUCCGUAGGCAAUUGGUUUGGGGAUUUGGUCCUUGAGAAAGAGUUGGACGCGACGCUGGUCAUCGAUGGUGACGGCGGACGUGUCAUCAGAGAAGGGCAGCGGAGUCGCAGACGACUUGCUCCUGAUUUGAGUCACGAAGGCAGCCACAGUCUUGCUCAAGACCUUGAAGAAGUUGUAGAGGCCGUCUCCCAGGAUCAGGGCAAUGGCUAUGAACACCUGCAACGAAGUGCUCGACGAAAUGAUUGCACUGUGAUGAUCCUACUUAGCCGGCCAGUUUACAUGAGACGAUGCUUUUUACCCGGUAUCCUUGCAACCCUUGAAGACUGGUUGAAGGGAGAUCUGCCGAGUACCAGUCGCCUUUCUUAGCACCUAUCAGAGGCCACAUGAUUCCCCAUGAGAGGAUGCCUCCCAAGAGCACAGAUAUGUUUACGAGAUAGGGACAAAUCAUCCCAACCCCAACAUAUGUAGCUGAAAAAUCAAAGUAGAACCUGCAGCGAUAUCCAACUAGUUUAUCAACAAGUUUGAAUCA